AACCAGGCGGGCGCGUUUGGCCUUCUCUUUUAACUAUAUGCCUUCGUAAAGGAUGGAUUCUGCUCCGAUUGAAGUUCUCCAUUACAGGCUUAGAGGCCUACAUUCUUCAGCUCAAUCCUACUUCCUUCGCCAUUUCUGUAUUCUUUACGUGUCCUGCAUUGUUGAAAAGGAUAGAUCAGGGAGUUCAACACAAUAAGGAGUCGAAACAUGCAGAAGGCGAAAAGGUUUCACAGCUCAUGUGUGAUAGCAGAGAUGAUGAAUUGGACCAUCGAUGGCCAGCUGUUGAGCCUCGUGAUCAUAACAAGAACAAUCACUUGGCUCAACGUUCAUCUUCCACAGAAAAGGAUUGUGUUAUGGGUUGUGUUCAUGCAUAUCUUGAGAGGAGAUGUAAGGAGAUGAAGGAAGAAGCUGAUGAAGCAGAGGUUGAGCUUAAUCAAGAUCAAUGAACAUUGUUUGCAUAUCAGGUUCCAUGUACGUCUACUAAUGGAUCGCAUUACUGGAUGCUCCAAAGGUGUCGGGUGAAUAUCAUCCAUUAACAAAAUUUUAUAUUCACGUCUUUUAUCAAGGAAUCAUAUUUUUUCAGCUGUUACUGAUAGGUAAAUGAACAAGAUCGAGAAGAAAAAUAUGUAAUACUCUGUAAUCAGACUCGGCAUUAGCACAUGAAUGGUUGGUGGAUAAAGAGUUCUGGUUUGCUCAUUGCCAGUGGUUUCAACUGGAUCUUGCCUACCAACAUAGUGGCUUCACUUGCUUGCUAAAGAACAGUCAGUGAGCAAAUUGAGCAUCCAAUUUGCCUUUUUUUUGGAAUAAAUGGUGCCUUUUUACAUCACUGGGCUGCCCAGAAGGCUAAUUCUAACAUUUAUUCCUGGGAAGGAUAUUAAAUCUUCUAAAAAGUAUACUUCCGCAAGAAGGAUGCCAGAGGUUUCCAAUGCAUAUUUUGAAGUUUCAUCGGAACCAUUAAUGAUCGUCCCCUGUUUGUUCAACUAAAAGAAAAAGUUCAAUAUCAAUGUCACUCUUUUUAGAACAACCUUUAUGUUCUUUGUCUCAAGGAUAUUAAUUUUAUUUGGUGGUUUUUUUCCAUGAAAUCUGAAUUUGGACUAGAGUGUGGCUAGGAUAGAAGGAAAUGGCAAGAAGGCAUUUUUAUAAAUGACCAAACGUAAUUCCUCUCUUGGUUCAUGUAGCCAACCCCAAGUUAAAUAAAGGCUUUGUUGUUGUGGUUGUGGUGGUGAUUUUUUCCCAUGAGCCGAUUAAUUAUAUGUUCUUGAUUGGAGUGAUGUUUACCUAUGUUGACAUUUGACGACAAUCUUCAUUUGCAGUGACAUUGAAUAUUAUGGUGCCUUGUUGGUCCCCAUGGCCAACAAUCUUUCUUUGCACUGUCUGGCCAGCCUCUUCUUGGGCUGCCAGUGAUGGUUUAACCAUCUGAUGCUGAGAUUUAUGAUCAUAGAGUGGUUGCAUUUCAUUUCCAAUGUCUUGACAUUUCACCAGAGCCUAAAAUAUCUCGUGAACGAGGCCUCAUUUUUAGAUUAUUCCUAUCUCAAGGAUGGCGUGGCGAUGAUAAUUCCCGCAGGAGCAACUGCUGGAGAACCAUUGUCUCAUGUGAAGUAUACACGUCUAGAAGUUAUAUUGUGUUACCCAAUAGCGGUUAUGGCGGGAUUCACCUAUGGAUAUUCACAAACUUUUGUAGGUGGUCUACUUAACAUGCCAAACUUUGUGGUAAUGCUAUUGGGAAAGAAAGGGUAUAGAAAAGCAGCAAAGGCAGUGGUGUCAAACUUCUGCAGCUACGUGAACGCUUACAUGUUAAUGUGUUCAGCCUCAAUCCCAUUUGGGACUACAAUUGGACUCAUUUUGGGCAGAUGUUUACGCAUUAAUUGGGGUCCAAAGGGGAGAAUGAGAAUAGGAGCUGCAUGGGUACUCGCCGGCUCUCUCUCCGCCUUGGCUUACCCCCAUGGCCUUUCUUUGCCUCUUUUCUUCCUUGUCAUUGGUCUUGGCAUUGGCAUUAUUAUAGAGGCUGUUCCUGUAUUGUAUAAGCAAAUAAGUCGCGAGGAUGUCCAUCCGAGAAUUGCCAAAGUAUUUAAUCUUGCGUAUUAUCUCGGCAUCGUCUCAGCAUUACUCGUAAACUAUUUGAUUUCCCGUUACUGGCCAAAUGGUUGGAGAGUAACGUUUUCAAGUGUAGUGUUUCCCGCAUUCAUGUUAAUCUUGGCAUCACUUUUUCUCAACCGAGCCGAAGUGAACGAUCCCGAGGAGUCGUGCAUGGUUUUGUUACGGCAACACAAAGGUGUCUUCCUGCACAAGACAGGCUUCCUUCUCUUGGCUCAGUUCAUGGGAUCGUCGCAACUGGUGUUUUACGGGCCAAUGAUUUUGGAGUCGCUGAACUUCGGGAGUUACCAGCAAUUCCUUACCCCUCUCAUCGGUUCCUCAAUUGGUUCUCUGGUCGUUGUUGUUGUCAUGCUCUUCGUCGUCCCUCGUCAUCUCCGGAGACCAACGUUUCUCAUCUCCUGCGUUCUUAUUUGUAUUUCCCAGUUCUGUAUGUGGGUCCUUUUCCACUUUUGGGGGAGUAGAGAGCACCACUUCAAGUCAUCAAUAGUGAGCACAAUUGGGGUGGCGGUGUUGAUUGUGAUAUAUGGGAGUUACUUUGUGAUAGAUGGGCCUUAUGGCUGGACAAGGAAAGAGUAUCCCAAAGCGGUGCAAGGGGUUGGCAACACUUUGGAGACGGCGGUGAUGCGAACGGUGAUCGGCCUCAUGAACUUGUCGGCUCCUUUCUUCAUCUGUGCCCUUAAGAAAUGGACGUUUCUCUAUCUUUCUCUCCUUGGAUUUGGGUAUUGCCUUAUAGCUUGUUGGUUUGUACACGAUCAUUAACAAGUCCACUUCUUUGGAGAUAUGAUAUGAGUUUUAAAAUUUGACAGAAAUAGUAUGAGUUCUGAAGUCUGAAAGAAAAGUGUUUGGAGAAGAUAGAAAUAAAAUCAUAAAUGCUUGGUGAGCAA
This is a messenger RNA of Cuscuta campestris, 2978 nucleotides long. The record is from the annotation of a GenBank genome assembly. Lineage: Eukaryota; Viridiplantae; Streptophyta; Magnoliopsida; Solanales; Convolvulaceae.